AUGCUUCUCACUAUCACGGCAAGUAUUGCUGUUUAUGAAGCACCUAGUCGUAUGAAAAAGGUGCUUAAAUUAAUGAAUACCAUUGCCACGGUGGAUAAGAGUAUAUGCGCUCAAUACUCACACGAGAAGGAAUAUAAAUUGUGGCCUGCCCUUAUUUUGUUCUCUUGCAUUUUCUUCGUCAAAGCUCUUGAUGAAUUCUGCGAAGCCGCUGUGAAAGCAAUAGUUGACAAUAAGGAAUGGAAGGAGGCGGUACCGAUCCUGCUCUUUUAUCUAAUUUGGUUUCCGGUGAUGAUUCAGGAUGUACAGUUUGCUUUCAUCUCUAUGUCGGUGUAUUUAAGGUUCAAAGCUAUAAACAACGUUCUGGAUUAUGCUGCCCAACAUGUAUCCGACCCGUUUGUUCAAAAAGUGAUGAAUUUAGACACACUGAAUAUUUUGGCGAUACAAGUGGCUCCGGCUAAUGCUGAAGCUGAGCCCAAGGAAGGAGUUAUCGUGAGGAAAUCUGUUGUAUACGAUAGAGUGUCAGACAUCCGCGCUUCUUUGAUAGCCAUCCAAUGUUUGAUCUGGGGAUUUGUUAAUUUGCUAAGGAUUAUUGCGUUAGUGGAGCCGUGUCAUUAUACUGCUGCAGAGAUGCUUGCAACAGCAAUUUCGUACCUGGUGAUUUUGCUUCAGUUCCUGAAAGAUGAAUCGCAAAAUUAA
Messenger RNA from Amyelois transitella, 696 nucleotides. RefSeq lists its product as uncharacterized. The transcript has 6 exons. The record is from RefSeq and is a predicted model, not a curated record. The coding region runs from base 1 to 696 and encodes 231 amino acids. Lineage: Eukaryota; Metazoa; Arthropoda; Insecta; Lepidoptera; Pyralidae.